UACUUCUUCAAAUCAACACUAUAUCCGACUCUUUAAAUACCUUUUAAAUCUUUAUCGUCCUUGUUCAAUAAUUAUAUUUGUUUGUUCAGAUCGGCCGGUAUCAUGGGCGCUCCUGGCUCCAUCAGUGAGUCCACAUCGAGAUCCCUCUGGAUCUUCGAACCCCGGUCUUAGGCUUUACAAGUUUGACACUAAUACUGGAAAGGUGCUAGAUUACACCCAAUAUUACCUGGACCUCGCCACUGCCAACCGCAACGUGGGCGCGGCGGAGUGGACGGCCGAGUACAACCUGACGCAGUACUACGGCCUGCAUGAGGUGUCGCCUAUAUCACUUCACAAUCUCGCAGACAAACUUCGAAUAGGCACGCCGUAUGAAACUACUAUGUUUAAUAAGUACUUACGGGCGUACAACGCGCGCCACGACAGCAGUGACGCGUGCGACGGCGCGUGCGCACACCAACACUUCUGUGCCAUUACCUGUUUGGAGCAUUUAGCCUACAGGCAGUGCGUGGAAGCGGCCGCUAGCGCGCUCGCCGCCGCCGGUAAAUCGUCCCCGCUUGUCGCUCCACUCAUGAAUACGUUAGUCAUCUUAUUUAUCGUUGUUAUGUUCGUUUAAGUGUUUGAGCUAGUUGUCUAGAAGGCGGUGGCGUCACGGUGGACAUAAUAUUUCGUGAAAAGUUACAGAAACAUAAAUAUGAUUUUCUAAGGAGUGUUUGAAUCUAAAGAUUGUCAAGUCUUGACUUCUCUUAUAUUAUGUCCACUAAGUAACGUGACCAGUUCUAGGAAUUCCAAGUAAAAAUAUUUUCGCUUGUUUUUUGUACAUAUUUAAAAUAAAUCUGUAUUUCGAAACAUUCUACACUAACAUUUGAAAACGGAAUCAAAUUAUAACGUAAAAUAAAAAAGGUUUUCGUCCAUCCAGAGUUAUUCAAAUGAAAUUAACUAAAAAACAAACCGGAACGGAGCUGAAAGCAAAACUAGAAACAUUUUACAAAACCCAUCGGUCACGCGCGCACGCGGUCGCGCCGCGUUUUUUGAAUUCUACUACAUCUAUGUGGGAUUGUUUGGGAAUCCCUAAAUCCCACCGCAUCACGCAUAUUUUCUAUCGCUUUUCAUGUUAGUUUCGUUACAAAUUACAGAAUAUUUUGUUUUACAAUUAUUAUCAGGAAUUUUAUUUGCUAUGUGGAAUUAGGGUACAUAACAUAUGCCUUAAUCAAGUUAUCCUGCGAAAUGCAGUCAACUGUACAAUGUUUAGAAUUAUAUAACAAAUCAAAUAACUGAUUCCUUAUUAACCACGGAGCCUCAAAGCUGCAAAUAUAUCACCAGAGAUUCUCGUUUAUCGAGCAUUCAAAAACACAAAGGUUGCGCAAAUAUAAAGGCAUCUUAACCACGGCCCUAGAUAAGUAAAACUAUAAGAAGAGAAUAAAAGCGUUUGCAACUUGACUAAGGCCUUCAUCAAUUUAUAAUCCAUUCACGGAAAAGUCAUUGACUCGUAAAUCUGUAAUAAAGGUCUUGAAAUUACAAUUCCAUACUUACAUUACGAUGUU
Molecule: messenger RNA, 1541 nt
Organism: Manduca sexta (tobacco hornworm)
Lineage: Eukaryota; Metazoa; Arthropoda; Insecta; Lepidoptera; Sphingidae
Product: acid sphingomyelinase-like phosphodiesterase 3a
Exons: 3
Source: RefSeq, a predicted model, not a curated record